Molecule: messenger RNA, 897 nt
Organism: Naegleria gruberi
Lineage: Eukaryota; Heterolobosea; Eutetramitea; Acrasida; Naegleriidae
Exons: 1
Coding region: 1-897 (298 amino acids)
Source: RefSeq, a predicted model, not a curated record
AUGAGUCAUCGAUACCACUAUCAUUCACAACAAGGAGCAACAAACUCUGAUCAUCAUCAUCAACCACAACAACAACAUCAAUACCUUGUUGGUAGAGGACCAACAACAACAAUAUCAAACAACAACACUACCACAUCAACCACCCCUUCACCGUUUGCCUCCCUAUUAAAUUAUAAAUCAUCAGCAUCAUCACUUUCAACAAGCCUAAUCUCUGACCGUUUAAAGAUGGCCAACAACAGUAAUACUACUACCACUUCAACACCUUCCUAUACACCAAUUAAAUCAUACAAAUCUAUUAUCAAUACAUCAUCAAAUAGAUUACCUCUCUCCACUAUUACAAGUACAAAUGGUGCAUCUACUGGAUAUAUAUUUACACAGGGUGAUUCUGAAUUGAUUAAAAGUAAUAAGAGAAAACGUUUAGGAGUUAAUGAUACUAAUAGCCUUUUAGAUACUUCUAAAUUGAAUACUACAAUUAAUGGUACUACAACUACCACUAGUACUACUACCAACACUAAUAACUCUCUUAAUAGUUCAAUUGUCCAACAACAUUUAUUUACCAAUCAAGAAUAUCAACAAGUAACAGAAAAGAAUCAACAAUUAGAAGAACAAGUUAGAAAGUUAAGAAUUGAUUUACAAAAUAGUGAAAUGGAUAAAGAUGAAUUUAAACGAUUGCAUGAAGAAGCUAAGAAAAUUAUCAAGGAAAAUGAAAAUAAGUGUGAAAGUUUAAAGAAUAGAAAUCAAUUCCUUCAAAGUCAAGUUCAAAAGCUUUCUCAGAGUAAUACUACUAAUAACAAUAGUAAUAAUACAACAACAACUACUGUUACUACUACUAGUACUACAAUAUCUUCACCAACUACAAUCAAUUCCAGUAAUACCAUAAUAAUAAUAAUGGUAUAA